AUGGCCUUGCCAAUCUCUGCAAUUGGUUUUGAAGGUUAUGAAAAGAGGCUUGAAAUUUCGUUUUUUGAGCCGAGCUUCUUUGCUGAUCCUGAAGGAAAGGGUCUUAGAUCUCUUUCCAAAUCUCAGUUGGAUGAGAUUCUAGAACCUGCUGAGUGCACUAUAGUUGCUUCACUGUCAAAUGACCAUGUUGACUCUUAUGUCCUCUCUGAAUCAAGCCUCUUUGUCUAUCCUUAUAAGAUAAUCAUCAAAACCUGUGGGACAACAAAGUUGCUCCAAUCAAUCACACCUAUCCUGAAAUUGGCUGAUUUACUUUCCCUCGUUGUUCGGUCUGUGAGAUACACUCGUGGAAGCUUCAUUUUCCCUGGAGCUCAGUCAUAUCCACAUCGUAGCUUCUCAGAAGAGGUUGCUGUCCUUGAUAGUUAUUUUGGGAACCUUGGUUCAGGAAGCAAGGCUUAUAUAAUGGGUAGUUCUGACAAACCACAGAAAUGGCAUGUCUACUCUGCUUCUGCUGGAUCUCAAUCUCUUGACCCAGUUUACAUCCUAGAGAUGUGUAUGAUUGGUUUGGACAGGGAGAUGGCUUCGGUCUUUUACAAGAGCCAAUCAUGCUCAGCUGCUCUGAUGACCAAUCAGUCUGGUAUAAGGAAGAUUCUUCCAGAUUCUGAAAUAUGUGAUUUUGAGUUUGAUCCUUGUGGUUAUUCCAUGAAUUCUAUCGAAGGAGCUGCUGUUUCUACCAUUCAUGUCACACCGGAAGAUGGUUUCAGUUAUGCAAGCUUUGAAACAGUCGGAUAUAAUUUGAAAGAUCUGAACCUAGGCCCGCUGAUUGAAAGGGUGUUGGCUUGCUUCCAACCGGGUGAGUUCUCAAUUGCUGUGCAUGCCAAUAAGUCACUCGGGCAGACUUCCGGUUUGGAUGUGAAAGGUUACUGUCUUGCUGAGAAGAGCCUUCAAGAGCUUGGGACUGGUGGUUCCAUAGUCUACCAGAAGUUCACGAAGACUGUGUCCUAUGGAUCUCCUAGGUCCAUUCUGAAAUGUUGCUGGAAAGAGGAAGAGGAAGAGGAAGAAGAAAAGGAGGAGUAGUUUCGAGGGGUUAUUAUUUCUGUUUUUAUGAACUUAUAAUAAAACUGUUGUGCCUGUAGUCAUCAGUCACAACGGUGGUACUUGUGUUGAAAUUCGAUUCUAUUGUGUGUUGCCUAGUCUACAAUAGUUGGAUUUUAAAACUUAUAAUGUCAGUCUGGUAAUUUCUGGAUUUGAUCUGCUGUUGGUGUUGCAUCUUUUAAUAGUUGUGGUUAUGGUUAUGUAAAGCACUGCUUGAUGAAAUUAUUAUACAAAUAUGUUUGUUAUGCUUUGUUCUUUAUCUGGUUCUUGGGGAUCAGGUGCUUCAGUAAAUUCUAUUGUUUGGCUAGGCGGUUGGGCUUUUGAAACAAU
Molecule: messenger RNA, 1422 nt
Organism: Ilex paraguariensis (yerba mate)
Lineage: Eukaryota; Viridiplantae; Streptophyta; Magnoliopsida; Aquifoliales; Aquifoliaceae
Source: the annotation of a GenBank genome assembly